Marasmius oreades (fairy-ring Marasmius) is the source of this 2636-nucleotide messenger RNA. RefSeq lists its product as uncharacterized. Gene Ontology annotation, molecular function: serine-type endopeptidase activity. Gene Ontology annotation, biological process: protein processing. Bases 126 to 2570 code for a protein of 814 amino acids. NCBI's taxonomy places the organism in Eukaryota, Fungi, Basidiomycota, Agaricomycetes, Agaricales, Marasmiaceae. The record is from RefSeq and is a predicted model, not a curated record. Gene Ontology annotation, cellular component: Golgi membrane; trans-Golgi network. The transcript has 5 exons.
AGACUCAGUCAGACUCCCACAUUCUCACCAUCGUGACAGAAUCAGAUAUGGAGGAAUUAUAUUGCAGCACUGGACAUUCUCACUUCCUCCCGCAUCUGAUGCGAUAGUUUCAACUUGGAGAAGAGAUGCGAUUUCUCCUUUGGUUGCUACCGCUGUUGUCGAGCUCGGCUAUCCAUGCAGGACGAGAUUAUGACAGCUACACCUAUUAUGUGUUCGAGUAUGCUAAAGAGUCCACCGAAGGGAUCCGUGUGCCCUUAAAAGACAUCCAUCGAGCGUUCGGAGUCGAAAUCGUAGAACAAGUGGGAGCAUUGCAGGACCAUUGGCUCGUCAGGAGGAAGAAAUCCUCCGAAGAGAAAGUUAGCAGACACACACAGGAACACGAAGAUUCCGUUUUGGCUCGCUUUAGAGAACUUCUUUCUUUGAAGGCGCCGGACAAUAUUGGGUCUCGUUCAAAUGGCGUUUCCACAAACUUCACUGCCAUGCUCAAGUCCAUUUCUUUCCAGACUCCACGACAGCGGGUCAAACGUGCAUCUCCGCCGAUUCCGACUCCUUCAAAAGCUUUAGGCGUUGCUGAACAAUUGGGAAUUGAGGACCCUUUGUUUCCCGAACAGUGGCAUCUGGUUAAUGAUGAAUUCUCUGAACAUAUGAUGAAUGUAACAGGUGUUUGGGGAAUGGGGUACAAAGGAGAGGGUGUCAUUUCAUCUUUGAUAGAUGAUGGGUUGGAUUACACCAGUAGCGACUUAGCGGACAAUUUCGACGCCGCCAACUCUUACGAUUUUAACGACGACGUCGCUUUGCCCACACCAAAACUAUUCGAUGAUACACAUGGGACGCGUUGUGCAGGGCAAAUCGCUGCCGUGAAAAAUGGUGUUUGCGGAGUUGGAAUAGCUUACGAGUCUCGAGUGGCUGGUGUUCGUAUUCUGUCGGGACCGAUAUCUGAUGCAGACGAGGCCAUUGCGUUGAAUUAUGGAUAUCAGAACGUUUCUAUCUACAGCUGCAGUUGGGGUCCACCCGAUGACGGGAGAACCAUGGAGGGUCCCGAUCGUAUCAUUAGGAAAGCUAUGCUCGAGGGUAUCAAUAACGGUCGAGGGGGCAAAGGGUCUGUCUUCGUGUUUGCCAGCGGUAAUGGUGCCGCCAGUGGAGAUCAGUGCAAUUUUGAUGGUUACACGAACAGUAUCUGGUCCGUCACAGUGUCCGCCGUGGACUACAAGGGCUUACACCCAUAUUAUUCUGAAUCUUGUGCGGCAAAUAUGGCCGUUGCGUACAGCUCAGGUAGCGGGAAAAGUAUUGUCACAACUGACAAAGGUAAAAGUAAAUGUACAUAUUAUCAUGGUGGUACAUCUGCUGCGGCACCUAAUGCAGUCGGAGUAUUCGCACUCGCCCUCCAAGCAAGACCAGAUCUAACAUGGCGCGACAUUCAAUACUUGUGCGUCGAGACUGCCCGCCAAGAGUUCCUGGCCGAUGCAGAAUGGGAAACUACAGCCAUUGGACGAAAGUACAGUUACAAAUAUGGAUAUGGGGCUUUGGACGGAUACAGAUUUGUUACAGCAGCCCUCGAAUGGCAACUCGUCAAGCCUCAAUCAUGGCUCCAAACAUCAAAUUCACAGUUGGCGGAUGGGGUGAUGACGGAGGACGGCAAUUUUACUGGAGGUGCAUUUAUCCCUAUGGAUGGAGUGACAAGUACGAUUGCGAUCGGUAAAGGUGAUCUCUUAAGGCAUAACCUUGAAAAAAUAGAGCAUAUCAAUGUGAAGGUUUGGAUAGGACAUGCAAGAAGGGGAGAGGUGGAAGUAGAGGUCGUAAGCCCGAAUGGUAUCAAGAGUAUACUCGCCGGAGCGAGGAAAGGAGAUAUUGCUAGUACUGGUUUCCCGGGAUGGACUUUUAUGUCUGUGAAACACUGGGGAGAGGAUCCCGUCGGAAAUUGGACCAUACGGGUUUGGGAUGCAGUCAACGAACAGCAUAAUGGAACCUUUUUGGGUUGGAAUAUGUUACUUUGGGGACCAGCUAUAGAUCCAUCUCGAGCCAAGAAAUACGAACUUCCUUUAGAUGACUUUGUAUUUCCACCCCACGAUGAUUUAGCGCUUCCGCCUCUUCCCUCAGCGAGCGUUACGCGCCUCUACGUCAAGCCAACUUCGUUCCUUGGAAGUGAAAAUAGCACGAACUCUCCACCAUACGGUUCAAGCUGGUUCCCUGGCCUCGGUAAGCUCGUAGCUUGUCAGAGAUGGGUUUUUGCUGGGAUUGGCUUGUUCGCAGUUCUUGGGAUUACCGUAACCAUAGUUGUCUGGAGACGGCAAGUUUCAGUACGGGGGCAGCCUGAGUUCGAUAGCGAUGAUGGUUUCUCUAUGAGAUCUUUCGACGGUGACCAGGAAACGACGCUGCGAGGAGUUGAUGAUACCAUUCGGAACGACGAUGCUGAGGUUGGCCAACCUCUGUUGAGGACUCCUUCAACGGACGAUGACUUGGGGGAUUACCGGGAAGAAGCUCACACAAAGCUCACAGGGCAUCAUGAACCUGGUGGCGGAGAGGGAAGUACGGGCAAUGGAGAUGGAAGUCGGGUCUAUACUUCCGGAUGAAAUAUCUUUUGUAUCUAGUACACACACUGCUGCUUGCACGUUAGCAUUGCGAAAAUUUGACCUCGC